AUGUCUAAUCUAACCAUCCCACCAAACUACAUAUCUGAUUUGGAUUGGGAUUGCUAUUACGCAUCAAACGAAAGCGAUGCCAAUAUGACAGGUUGUAUGUUUAACAAUGUUGAUGACUUUAGUGACCAGAAGGAUCCCGCGUACUACUCUAUGAAAUACCAAAUAGUAGGCACUUUCUUCCAAGGGAUAGUUCUCAUAGUUGGAAUUCUCGGCAACAUAAUGGUUGUGAUAGUGGUUACCCGUACUCGAAGCAUGCAUACUCCAACAAACUGCUACUUAGUCAGUCUGUCCAUUGCCGAUUUUAUGACCUUGCUGGCUUCUGUACCAAAUGAGAUACUUGCCUACUAUCUGCUGGGAGACGAAUGGAUAUGGGGCAGGGUAGGAUGUGCCCUCUUCAUAUAUCUGCAAUACUUGGGUAUCAAUGUAUCGUCGUUAUCCAUAACAGCUUUUACGGUGGAGCGAUAUAUCGCAAUUUGCCAUCCGAUGCGGGCACAAAUAGUCUGCACAGUGAGUCGUGCGAAAAAGAUUAUUGUGGGAGCAUGGAUCUUUGCCUGUCUUUACUGUUCCCCAUGGCUGUUUCUGACGAAGAUAAAACCACUCAAAUACAAAGGCAUGGAGGUUCGAGAAACAUGUACUUUUGCAUUGUCUCGUGAAAAUUAUUUGGGAUAUUUCUUCACAGAUUUGGUUCUCUUCUACAUUUUACCGCUACUGCUGUCGAUGGUGUUGUACGGGCUGAUUGCAAGGGUCCUCUUCUCGAGAGAUAUACAGAAGUCUGGAUCAGAUGGAAAUGCUAAUGGAAUGGUUUCUCCACACGAGUCAAAAAAGUCUUGUUCUAACAAUGGAACAAGUGCCAGAGCACAGGUAGUGAAGAUGUUGGCCGUAGUCGUUGCUGUGUUCGCUACGCUUUGGCUUCCAUAUCGAGUUCUGGUUGUGUAUAAUUCAUUUGCUAAGCAUCGUUAUAUGGAGCUAUGGUUUCUGAUGUUUUGCAAGACCAUGAUUUUUAUCAAUAGCGCCAUUAAUCCCAUCCUUUAUAACGUUAUGUCCAUUAAGUUUCGGAGAGCGUUUAAGAGAAUGCUGUCCUGCGGCAAGACAGAAAAAAAAUUUAAGGGACCAUAUAUCAGCGUGGCCGGAUCCGUCGUAAGACGACAGCACCAGACUGUGACGUCACAAAUCACCUCAUGCACCGUGGAACAACUUCAACAGUUACUGUGAUUCUUUCUAACACUAAUGAAUAUUUAUUAUGUUUGUGUUCUAGUAGUUUCCAUAAAAUGUGUGUUGUAAUGUGUGAUGGAAACUAAGACAUUAACUGCACAAUUUUCUGCGUUUUGUUUCAUAAAUAUAAAAAAAAUCUACUUGCCAUCAUCUUUGAUAGAAGAAAAGUUAUGUUCAUAUAAAAAAAAGUGUACACAAUUUCAGGCUCAAAUUUUUUAAAAGCACGAAAAUUUCUACACGG
This is a messenger RNA of Uloborus diversus, 1453 nucleotides long. RefSeq names its product thyrotropin-releasing hormone receptor-like. Gene Ontology annotation, biological process: G protein-coupled receptor signaling pathway. Lineage: Eukaryota; Metazoa; Arthropoda; Arachnida; Araneae; Uloboridae. The record is from RefSeq and is a predicted model, not a curated record. Gene Ontology annotation, cellular component: membrane. The coding region runs from base 1 to 1212 and encodes 403 amino acids. The transcript has 3 exons. Gene Ontology annotation, molecular function: thyrotropin-releasing hormone receptor activity.